UUGUGAGAAAAAAAAUCAAUGGAACCAAAUCAGCUGAUUGUCAAACUUUUGCUUUUUACGUAUUUCUAUUUCUAUUUCCACUGGAUAGGAGCUACGAGCUCUUCCAACUAUUUCUUUAGUUAAAUAUCUUUUAAAGAUGGUUUGAAAAAUCAACAACAUUACAAAAGUUAUAGGAUUUCCGUGUUAUUAACUGAAGUUCCAUAGUGCCAAGGUACAACAUGGAUCCUCAAGUCGCCAAGUACGUUAGAACCGAACGUAAACCUGGGCCAAUCGAUGUCCAUCCUAACUGUGAUGCAAUUAUCCUCAGCUACGACAUUGAGGUGCAAAUAUUGGGCCCAAACGAUAGUCCUCUACAUGGCGAAAAAAAAACAUUGAAGAAAACCAUCGAACUACCAAUGAUCAGUAGCAGAACAGAUUGCCUGGCAGUAGCAAAGGAAGUCGCUAAUCAGUGCAAUUUAAUCCAUCAUUCGCGCAUUUCGGAAGUAGAACAGGCUAUUUAUUAUCUCAAAAAAAGAAAGCUACACGGAGGUGCUAAAGGGGACCAUGAAAAAAAUGGUGAAGCAAAUAAUGCCACCGAAGCGAAUUACAAUAAUUUAAAUGAUUACAUUGAGCUUUUAUAUGAAGGUAUGUCAGAAAAGGUUAAAGGUGCGCAUCUAAUACAAUCUCUGGCACGAGAUGCAGAAAAUUUGGAAGCCCUUUCCAAAAACGAAACUUUAAUAAGCGCUUUAGGAAGAGUUCUGAGAGAAGAUUGGAAAAGAAGCAUUUCCUUAAGCACCCAUUUAGUAUUUACUUUUUUUUGUUUCUCAGUCUACUCACAAUUUCAUCAUAUAAUUUUGAAAUGCAAAGUUGGAUCUAUUUGCAUGGAGAUCAUCGAUUUUGAGCUCCGGAGAUAUGACAAAUGGAAGGCUGAAUUAGAAGGUGGUGAUGUACCUUCAGACAUGCCGCUAGUUAAGAAAACUUGUCCAAAUAGUGCCAGUAUGUCCGAGAUACCACGCAGUAGAAUUCCAGAACCUGUCCGUCCGAAAUCUGGACAUUUUGCUGACAUUACUAUCAAAGCAACAGAUUCUAAUAAAAGCUUAGAUGGAAGCGUAUACGAUGACUUAACUACUUCCAUGGAAAGUUUAGACGAUAAACGUCUUACUCCUGAGCAAAAAAUGAAGCGAUUCAGGACUUUAGUAAAGAAACAAGAGCACUUACUUCGUGUCGCUUAUUAUUUGCUGUUAAAUAUUGCAGAAGAUGAAAUUGUGGAAGAAAAAAUGUCGAAGAGAAAUAUUACUGGUUUGCUCAUCAAAGUUUUGGAAAGAAACAAUGAUGAGCUACUCAUUCUUAUUGUAACUUUUUUGAAAAAACUAUCAAUAAUGCAAUGCAAUAAAGAUACAAUGGCUAAUCACAAUAUUAUAGAAAAAUUACCAAAACUGUUGAAUUCAAGAAGUGCAGAUUUGGUUCAUUUAACACUUAAACUUUUAUUCAACUUGUCCUUUGACCAAAAACUAAGGACCAAAAUGAUUCGAAGUGGCAUUAUACCAAAGGUAAUUAAUUUUAUGGGAGAUGAAAGGCAUCAAGAAGUUGUUUUAAAGCUGCUUUAUCAUUUGAGCUACGAUGAAGACUCAAAACAUUACUUUGUGGAAUCAAUAGGCCUUAUUAUAGAUAUUUUCUUAUUAAACGUUGGCAAUGAAGGCGAUAAAAUAAUGACAGCACUUUGUGUGAAUCUGGCAGCUCAUGUCGAAAUAUCCCAACAACUGGUCAGAGAAAAUAGAUUACAAUCACUUAUAAUGAGAGCAUUCACCUAUGAGGAUAGUAUGCUAAUGAAACUCGUACACAAUAUAUCAAAUAACUUAUCUAUUUCGCCCUCAUUUAUUGAAUUUGUAGGAGAUAUUGCCAAGGCCGUUGUGAAAUCUAAAAAUUUGGAUUUCGUCACAGAAUGCAUUGGAAUCUUAAGCAACUUACAUUUGCCAGACUUGGAUUGGGCCGAGAUAUUUAAACAUUUCGGCAUGCAGGAUUGGAUCAAGAAAACUAUAACCACAAGCAAUACGGAACCCGAGUUGGUUUUGCAAGUAAUAGUUUUACUAGGCACGGCAGGAGCUGAUGAAAAUUGCGCUCAACUAAUGUGCGAAAGUGGAAUAAUUAUCGCACUUAUAGAUUUGCUUAAAACACAUCAGGAAGACGAUGAGAUAGUUUUACAAAUAGUAUUUGUGUUUUACGUAACUCUAUGGUUUGAAAACAGUAUUGAAUAUUUGAUAUCGAAAACAGAUGUCCCUGCUUAUUUAAUAGAUUUGCUUCAAGACAACAACAAAAAUAUACAGAAAAUAUGCAACAUGUGCUUAACCAUAAUCUCAGAACACGAUACUUCUUGGGCGGAUCGCAUAAGAAUCGAGAAAUUUAGACACCACAAUGCUCAGUGGUUGCAAAUGGUUGACUCGCAGCAAUUGGAACCUGAAGAAGAAGAGGACGAAGACGAACUUCCUCCAUAUUUAAAUACCGAGUAUCUGAGUCAAGCUGUUGUCCGGCCAGUUACUGCUAUUGGUAAAAUGCAAGACAUGGAAUUGCUAGAAGAUAAAGAGCUGGAUUAUGAUUAUUUCUCUACCACUAGGCCGGAUGACGAUCUUGAUUUGCUUGAAGAAUACGACAUGGAAGAUCUCUAGUUUAGUCUGUGAACGUUGCUAUUAAUCUAGUCAGUUUAUGUUACCCUCAUAUAAUAAUAAUAAGGGACAAUUAAAUUUAUAUAAAUACAGUUUGCUAUUUGGAAUGCUAGUUGAGGAAAAUAGGUACUAUUUUUUCAAUCAUUUAGAUUGUAACCAGCUUUUUUUAUAUCUGAGAAUCAUCCUUGACUAGUCAUAGAACAUUUCAUCUGGGUUAGUUAUUUUGGAUAAUAUAGUUGAUUCUGUUUUGCAAAGUUAUAACAGUAUUAUUUGCUGUAUAUUCACAUUAUUUCUCCAGUUUUCUGUAGAAAAUGUAUAAGUAAUUAUUUUGGGUUCCUUGCUAUAGGCCAUAUUUGUAUUGUAAAAGUCGUCCACUUAUUCUAGUCAAGCUAAAGUUAGAUCAUAGAAGUUAGAUCUAUUAAAUCUUUUCUUGUAAUAUUUUCACUGUUGAGUAAUUAUUACUUCCUAUACAUCUUUUGGUUAUUCGUGAAGUUAAGUCUAUUAUCAUUAUGGUACUACUAGGCAUUUCUAUAAUUAACCAAAAUAGUUGUUAGUUCCUACUUUAUAUAUCGGUAUCAAUGUUUUUUAAUUUUUGUUUUUCUUACUAAAAUAUUGAUUUUAGGUUAUUAUACGAUCACGGAAUGUGAAGCUUGUUUGAAUAUGUUUUUGUUAACUUUAUUUUGUUUAAAAUAUAAUUUUGAAAUGAUAAACAUUUUAUUGUUUAUUUUAAGUGGAGAGAAAUUAGCAAUCAUGGAUUGAAAAAUCAUUUGAUACAAGGCUGAUUUCUUUAUAAUUUUCAUUGGAAAUGAAAACACUGUAAAGGAAAACUGAGGACUCUGUUGCCUUUUUUUCUGGAACAAAUUUCAAUACAAGAAGAAUUAACAAAGUGUAAAACUAUUGAUUCUAUUCAUUAUAAAAGCGCCUGCAUUGCUAAAAUUUAUUGAACCUUGCCAUUUUUCUCAUUCUCAUAAUGAUAAACAAAAUUGUUAUUUUCCUAUUUAUAGGAUUGCAAGCGAAAAAUAACCUUACAUAGCCAACAUAAAAUACAUAAUUUAUAUUUAAAUAAAAUAUAGGUAAACAUCAAAUUUGUAAACUUAACAAGAAGAAAAAACACAGGUAUAUUUUUUUUUUGCAAAUAGUAAAAAAGGCUUGAAUUUUACAAAUAAUAAAAAGACGACUCCUGGUGGCCACCUGGCUGGAUCUCUUGUUAAAUCUUACAUUCUAAAUUUUAGAAAACAUAGAAUAGUAUUAUUACACAUAGGUAGUCCAAAAAUCAAUUAGUGGGCCUUCUUCAAGGUCCAUAGAAAAUACCUCAUCAUUUUUUGUCUAGUCUAGAGCAGUCUCUAAAGGUUUCCAUAAUAUUAUGUAACUUCACGCCCAAUUAAAGCAUUCAUUUCUUUUCUGGUAGUUUUUGAGAAGUAUUGCGAAUAACUUUUUCUUUAAUAUCUUUAAUACUUUUUUGCGACUCUUUUACUGACGAAACAAUACUAUUUUUCUUUUCUUUAAUGCCAUCUUUUGUCUCUUUUACGGUUUGUUGUAAUUGGUGCACGCUCUCUAUCAAAUUAUCUUUCUUUUCUUUCAUGCCCGUUUUUGUUUCAGCAUAAAUUUCCUUUAGUCGUUCUGUACUGGGCAUUGGUCGAAUGUAGCCCCAUUGCUUCAGAUAGUUGAUAGACAGGGUUGUACCGCCCAGAGUUACCGCAUACCUGGCAGGGGUUGCGAUUUUAUAUAGGGCGUAGGUUAUGGCGAAGUAGCCCAUGCUCGAAUUUCUCAUCGAGUUUACGAUUUUUUCAUUAAAAUUCAUGCUUUCGAGCAGAGAGGGGAUGUCGACGC
Messenger RNA from Ceutorhynchus assimilis (cabbage seed weevil), 4469 nucleotides. NCBI's taxonomy places the organism in Eukaryota, Metazoa, Arthropoda, Insecta, Coleoptera, Curculionidae. The record is from the annotation of a GenBank genome assembly.